Molecule: messenger RNA, 1104 nt
Organism: Tyto alba (common barn owl)
Lineage: Eukaryota; Metazoa; Chordata; Aves; Strigiformes; Tytonidae
Gene: CCNI2
Product: cyclin I family member 2
Exons: 6
Coding region: 604-1104 (166 amino acids)
Biological process (GO): regulation of cyclin-dependent protein serine/threonine kinase activity; mitotic cell cycle phase transition
Cellular component (GO): cytoplasm; cyclin-dependent protein kinase holoenzyme complex; nucleus
Molecular function (GO): cyclin-dependent protein serine/threonine kinase regulator activity
Source: RefSeq, a predicted model, not a curated record
GCCGGCAGCGCCCGCAGCCGCCGCCCGCCGCCCUGCCGGCCCUGCGCGCACCCGCGGAUGGACGCGGAUGGAAACGCUCCGCGCUGGCGGAGCUCCCCGCGGGACUCCCCGCCGCCCGCGGGCUCUGCGCGGGGCUGGGAGGGCAAAUCCGGGUGCUGGUGCUGCAGAAGCUGCUCGGUGUCGUUCUCAGGAACAGCCGCGUUCAAAUUAGCCAGAGGAAGGAUAAACUUUGUGCCUCCAACUGGAUGGGUAAAUCUCCAGCUUUCUGUCUGCUGAAAUGAUCGGGCCAGUCUGAUUUGGAGGCUCUGACAUCCAGUGGCAGUGAAAGCCAAAGUCAUGUACGGUUCCUGUGUUCAGUGGAACAACGUCCUGGAGUUCCAGCUUUAGAAACAUAGAACAGUUUCCAGAGGAUUCAUGCCACUUCAGGGUUUUUAAUGGAGCUGUGGAGAUAAUGGUCUGAGCUUCCGGAAAACACUGCCGCGGAAGCCCACAUCCACCACUCUACAAAGAAAAGCAGAAAUUUUAUAUCUAGUAACAUCUUUUUUCUGCUGAUAGAGACACCAAAAUCAGCUCCCAUCAGGGAAGCUGGCUCAGAGAGUUGCCAUGAAGUGCCCUGGACCUCCAGAGAGCUUGAGACUUGCCUUCUUCCUGGAAAAUGCCUUGGCCAGAGAGGCUAGGAUUUGGAAAGUGCCAGUUUUCCAGAAUCUCACCGUGAAGGGCACAGAUAUCUCUUUGUCCUGUUACAAGAAAGCAGUUCUUUGGAUUGCAGAAAUAAGCUCUCAGUUCCAGUUUUACCCUGAAACAUUUGCCUUAGCUACCAGCAUCUUUAACCGGUUAUUGGCAUCAGUAAAGGCCCAAUUAAAAUACCUUCAGUGCAUAGCAAUUUCCUGCCUUGUCCUUGCAGCAAAAACCAAUGAAGAAGAUGAGGUAAUACCAUCGGUGAAGAUGCUUGCAGUACGGAGUGGUUGUAAACGCUCUCCAGCUGAGAUCUUGAGAAUGGAAAGAAUUAUACUAGAUAAGCUUCACUGGGAUCUUUACACAGCAACACCAAUGGAUUUCUUAAACAUUGUAAGCACUAAGUUUGGCAAUUUUUUUUUUCUUUAA